AGAGAGAGGGAGGGUGGGCUGUACUGCACCAGGACACCUUGAAUCUGGACACGCCUGCAAAACAUGGAGGACGACUUUCGACCGCAGGUGAAGAAGGUGGCUGUGGCCAUGGGCGCUUCGCUCACGGAGCGGGACAUCGAGCGCAUGCCACAGGAGAUGAGAACGCAUGGAAACUUUCACUACAGCAGGUUUCUGGAGUACAUGAGGCAGUUCAAGACGUCCGAGCAGAGAGAGGACGCCAUCAGGAAGGCCUUCGCCAUGCUCGACAAAGACGGCAGCGGAUACAUCGAGUGGAACGAGAUCAAGUACAUCCUGUCAACUGUCCCGACUGCAGCUCCAUCAGCUCCUCUGUCUGAUGAGGAGGCGGAGGCCAUGAUCCAGGCUGUGGACACUGACGGAGACGGACGCAUUGACUAUUCAGAGUUCGCAGACAUGGUGAAGAUGGAGACGAAAGCGAAGAAGUAGAGGUCACGUAGUUGAUCUGAGUGUGAUGAAGAGGAAGACGAUGUCCCCUCCCUCCCUGAAGAAGGAUCUUCCUCCUCCUGUGGACGGAGAGUUGAAGAGUGUUGAGUGGACUGCUGUUAUCAGUCUGAUAAAUGACCGCCUUGUGUCCAAAACCAAUAAUCAGCCUCCAUCUGAGUUUGUCCGUCUGCUGAAAAGAGAAUAUCACCACCAGGACA
This is a messenger RNA of Epinephelus lanceolatus (giant grouper), 680 nucleotides long. RefSeq names its product parvalbumin-like EF-hand-containing protein. NCBI's taxonomy places the organism in Eukaryota, Metazoa, Chordata, Actinopteri, Perciformes, Serranidae. The record is from RefSeq and is a predicted model, not a curated record. Gene Ontology annotation, cellular component: cytoplasm. Gene Ontology annotation, molecular function: calcium ion binding.